Molecule: messenger RNA, 1828 nt
Organism: Microplitis demolitor
Lineage: Eukaryota; Metazoa; Arthropoda; Insecta; Hymenoptera; Braconidae
Gene: APP-BP1
Product: NEDD8-activating enzyme E1 regulatory subunit
Exons: 6
Coding region: 156-1772 (538 amino acids)
Biological process (GO): DNA damage response; ubiquitin-dependent protein catabolic process; protein neddylation
Cellular component (GO): cytoplasm; nucleus
Molecular function (GO): ubiquitin activating enzyme activity; NEDD8 activating enzyme activity
Source: RefSeq, a predicted model, not a curated record
UUAACCUGAACUGAACCUGUUAUUUUUCAUGAGAAUACAUGUGAAAUGUAAUUACAACUACAGUCAUCAUCCCUAAUUAUUCAAACUUUUAUUUUUUUGCUGUGCUAGGAUUUAAUUUUGACAAGGAAUAGAUUUUAUAUAUUUUAUUUAAAGCAAUGGCUUCUCCUGCACCUAAGUCACCUGAACAGUCAGAUAAGAAUAGAAAAUAUGACAGACAAUUAAGACUAUGGGGUGAUCAUGGGCAAGCUGCUCUAGAAGAAGCUCAUAUUUGUCUUAUAAAUGCAACUGGUCUAGGAACCGAGAUCCUCAAGUCUUUAGUUUUACCAGGAAUUGGCGCUUUUACGAUUGUCGAUGGUAAAAAAAUAACCCAGGAAGAUAUUGGCGCCAAUUUCUUUCUAGAUGCAGACAGUUUUGGUAAAUCACGAGCGCAAGUAGCGACUCAGAUGUUAUUGGAAUUAAAUUCAGAUGUAAAGGGUGAUUUUAUUGACGAGGAAUCAGAUCAAAUAUUAGAAAAUGAUCCCGAGUAUUUUACCAAGUUCUCAGUUGUCGUGGCCACCGCAUUGACGGAAAAAUCUUUAAUAAAUUUGUCUAAAAAAUUGUGGGAAUUAAAUAUUCCUCUGAUAGCCAGUCAGAGUAUUGGGUUCAUCGGAUACAUGAGAGUCCAAAUACAAGAGCACAAUAUCAUAGAAUCUCACCCAGAGUACGAGAUGCCAGAUCUCAGACUAGACAAACCCUUUCCUUCACUAAAAGCUUAUCUGGAUUCGAUAAAUUUAGACGCCAUGGACCUCAAAGACCAUUCGCACACGCCCUAUGUUGUUAUUUUAUACAAGUGUCUGCAAGAAUGGUCGUCUAAAGGAAACGAUUUACCAAAGACUUACAAAGAAAAGCUGCAGUUUAUACAAUUUAUAAGAGAUAAAAUGUGGAAGGAUGAGCAGGGGAUUCCUACAGAAGAAGAAAAUUUUGAAGAAGCCAUCAGAGCCGUCAACACUUCAAUUGGGGUCACCCAAAUACCCAGUAAUGCUUCAGAAGUACUGGAAGAUGCUCGUUGCAUAAAUUUAAAUGCUAAGAGUAGUCCAUUUUGGAUAAUCGCUAAGGCUAUUCGUGAUUUUACACAAAAUGAGGGAAUGGGUUUAUUGCCAGUCAAAGGAGCUCUUCCAGAUAUGACCGCAGAUAGUGGAAAAUAUAUAACCCUUCAGCAAAUAUAUCACAAGCAAGCUGUUGCUGAUGCGGAAGCAGUAUGGCGUCAUACUCUUAGUUUACUAAAACAAUUAGGGCUGCCGUCAGAUUCGAUUUCUGAAAAACAUGUUAAAUUAUUUUGUCGGCAUGCUUCAGACUUACACUUUCAACGAGGAACGUCUAUUGCUGAUGAAUAUGAUCCAAAAGUAAUAAAUACUAAUUACAUAACUGAGAAUUUAGAGAAUCCUGAGAGUCUGAUGGUUUACUAUGUAGUUCUCAGAGGAAUCCAAAAGUUUCAAAACUAUUACAACUCUUAUCCAGGGGAAUUCGACGAUCAAGUUGAACCGGACAUUGUUACACUCAAGGGAUGUAUUACAAAAUUACUUGGAGAAUGGGGGUGUGGACCAUUACCCACUGACGAUUAUAUACAUGAGUUUUGCCGAUUCGGAGGUGCUGAGUUACAUUCAGUGUCUGCAUUCCUUGGUGGACUCGUUGCUCAAGAAACAAUUAAAUUUAUUACUUGUCAAUACAAACCUAUUCAUAAUACAUUUAUUUAUGACGCAACUUCUUCUAAAUCAGGCUCAUUUUUAUUUUGAACUAUAAGUUAAAUGUUGAUUAUAAUAUUUUUCAAAAAUAAACCUUUGUAAAACUA